Messenger RNA from Venturia canescens, 3020 nucleotides. RefSeq names its product Cdk5 activator-like protein (gene Cdk5alpha). Gene Ontology annotation, biological process: axon guidance. The transcript is spliced from 4 exons. The record is from RefSeq and is a predicted model, not a curated record. Gene Ontology annotation, cellular component: cytoplasm; growth cone; protein kinase 5 complex. Bases 1832 to 2872 code for a protein of 346 amino acids. Gene Ontology annotation, molecular function: cyclin-dependent protein serine/threonine kinase activator activity; protein kinase binding. NCBI's taxonomy places the organism in Eukaryota, Metazoa, Arthropoda, Insecta, Hymenoptera, Ichneumonidae.
UGGCAGCGAGGUUGCGACGAGAGUUGGCAGCUCUCCUGCUCGCCUGCUGGCUCAACGAGAAAGAAUAUCAACGCGCACGACCAGCGGAGGGUCGUAAAGUGCGGAAGGUGUGCGACGAGGGAUAGUGAAAAGUGUGCGAGCUAACGGGGUUUCGCGUAUUCACGAAUCGCGUCAGUUCAGCAGUUUUUCUUCUUCCUACGUUUGGCAGAAAAGUGCGAAUGUGCUUUGUCGGAGGAAGGAGAACCAAAUCCCCCCAGGAAUAUCCUCAGGGUGUUUCGUCGGGGCAGACGAUUUGACUAACAGUUUCGGAAGGCUUUCGAGUUGAAAGUAGCAUAAAUAAAUAACACUGUAGCGUGGGAGUGCGUCGGAUGUAGGCAAAAUUGUAUCGAAAAAUUAGUAGAAAAACGUGCUAACCCGUAGACCGAGUUGGGGAAUUUCGCUCUCAACAACAAACAAACCGCGGUAAGAAAUCAGUAGCGAAGAUCGCUCGACGGGAACGGAAAGUCAUUUGGAUUCGUUCACUCGCCUGCUCAGACGAGAUUUCAUUGAAAAUUGAGCCACGUCCCCAUUUCGUUAGCUCGCGAUAAACCGGCUCGUUUUUUUGCGUCUCUCCAGAGUCCCCUGCGACCAGUAUACAAAAUUAGUACGAAAGUGUUUAGUUUCCUGAAGCGCGGUCCAGCACAAAGUUUCAUACGAUUCCGUACACAUAGGUGCAAGGGAGUGAAGAGAUCGAUCGUGUUCGCCAUUUUGCUGGUUGGCCGACAUCCCGCGCGCGGAAUAGCAUCGCGCCGACUUCCAUCAUUGGCGAGUGGGGGCGUGCGCGCAGGAUUGCAGGGUGGUGGAUUCCCUACAGAAUCGUCUCGUGCACCCUUAAGAUCCACGAGCGCGAGAGACGGAUGGAGCUGUAGCUGGGACAGGGCGAAGUACGGGUAUAUAUACAGAAGGAGAAGCUCUUGCGACGCGUUCGUCCCUCGGCAGAAGCGCGACCCUCCGUUCUUCGUGGAGGCUCGAUUGCGGGGGGAUUGAAAGUAAAAAAAAAAGGAAAACAACGUAGAGGCCGCCGAGGGAAGAGGUGAGUGAAAAGAAGAAGAAGAAAAAAGAAACGCGAGCCUUUCGAAUUGGCGCGUUGACGUUUAGCGGUGUGUUAUUGAUCGAGCGCCAUACUCCCGCGUUACGGUGUUCCCUCGGCCGUGAGAGGGUGCGUGAGUGCCGUGCCGAAGAAGCACCUAUUUCGUAGCAGUUCAGUACGAACGAACGAGACGGAUAAGACGCGUUGUGCGGAGGUGAAUAUUUUAUCGACCAUUUUAAAAGUGUCGUCGUUCAAAGCAUAAGAAUUGUGUGCGCGGGAGGAACAAGGUGCGGGGGGUAAUUUAAGGAAGUCGGGAGUGCAGAGCGUCCGGGAGGCGGAGAGCGGUAUCCUAUUGCCCUGAGGGAAUAAGGCAGCAGGCUGGGAGGACGGUUGAGCGAAGUUGUGGGUCCCGUCGUGGAGGAGGCCAUCGAGCCGGGGGAUGCGACCCCGCUGACGGGACCCUCGAGGGAGGUCUCGAUACCUUGGGCACCUCCGCCACCUCCGAGGAUCACGACGCCGAGUCCACCUCGGCCUCCGCCGCCGCCCCUGCCGCCGCAAAAUCAGCAACAAAAUCAAAAUCAGUCUCAGCAGCAACAGCAGCAACAGCAGCAAGGCCAACAUCACUUGCAGCCCCAAACGCAGCGUGAUCAACAACCGCAGUUGACCAAAAGCCACAGCCAGAGUCAAAUACACUCGUUGCAAGCGAGCCAACACCAAUUGCAACAUCAGGUCAGCGAGCCCGGUAACAAUCAGUCGGUAAACAUGGGCACAGUCUUGUCCUUCAGUCCACGUGAUCGGCGCGCUUCGGCUUACCCGACCACCGGCCACCAUCCGCAAACAACUGACUUCACCCUCAAUAAUUUCAAUUACGAGCAAUUAAACAACGCGAAAAAUCGCGAAAACAAAAGCGUCGCGGCUGUUGCGCCUGCCCCGACGACUCAGAACAAUCAUCCACCCACGAACAACAAUUCGUUACAAAACAACAAUAUCAAUCUCAAUAACAAUGACAAUGAACGCAUCAUUUCCGAAAAAAAUGCCCUCGAGAAAAACCUCAAGAAACAUUCCCUAUUCAUCAACGCACUUUCGUGGAAACGAUUUAGUACUGCAAACAACAACAAAAAGAAACUCGAUAACAAAAAUAAGAACAUCACGUUCCGUCAGCCACUCGACAAUAUUCCCAUCGUCGACAAGAAUAAGAACAUACAAACGCCUCAGACCAAAGCGCCGCUCUCGAACAACAAUCAUACGACGCACAAUCCAACGUGCGAAAAACUCGUGCAAAAGUACCUUCCACCGGGACCUAGGAAAACUGUGAUUCAAGCAUCAACCUCGGAAUUGCUCAAGUGCCUCGGCGUUUAUUUGCACGAAAAGUGCACGAGACUGCGGGAUUUUCAAGCUGGUGACGCUGUCAUGUGGCUCAGAACUGUUGAUAGGAGUUUGCUGCUUCAAGGCUGGCAGGAUGUUCCUUUCAUAAAUCCGGCCAACGUUGUGUUCGUGUACAUGUUAGUGAGAGAAUUGGUCGACGGGGAGGAGGCCUCCGAGCGAGAACUCCAAGCCACCGUUCUGACGUGCCUCUACCUGAGCUACAGCUACAUGGGCAACGAGAUUAGCUACCCGCUGAAGCCGUUCCUCGUUGAGGACAGCAAGGACAAAUUCUGGGACCGCUGCCUCCUGAUCGUCAAUCGCCUGAGCUCCAAGAUGUUGCGAAUCAACAGCGAGCCCGGAUUCUUCACGGAAAUCUUCACCGAGCUCAAGGUAUAUGAGACCCCGUGGAGUCGGCCGUGGGCGAACGACAUCCUAUAAAAUUCGAAGGGUCUGGUUGCGGGGCCGGAGAACGCGGAACUCUUACUGGAAGCGGCCUCGAACGAAGCCUCGUUGUCUCCGGAGUCGCGGUUCCCACCAAGGCGGCUUGACGGAGCUACACACAUCUGUUCGUGCGCAUCGCCAAGCA